Peromyscus eremicus (cactus mouse) is the source of this 1790-nucleotide messenger RNA. RefSeq names its product solute carrier family 7 member 13 (gene Slc7a13). NCBI's taxonomy places the organism in Eukaryota, Metazoa, Chordata, Mammalia, Rodentia, Cricetidae. Gene Ontology annotation, cellular component: membrane. Gene Ontology annotation, molecular function: L-amino acid transmembrane transporter activity. The transcript has 4 exons. The record is from RefSeq and is a predicted model, not a curated record. Gene Ontology annotation, biological process: amino acid transmembrane transport. Bases 1 to 1440 code for a protein of 479 amino acids.
AUGACAAUGGAUACAGAGAAGAAAAUACAGCUGAAGAGACAACUUGGAUAUUUCUGGGGGACAAAUUUUCUAAUUAUUAAUAUAAUUGGUGCAGGAAUUUUUGUGUCCCCCAAGGGGGUGCUGGAGUACUCUUGCAUGAAUGUGGGAGUCUCCUUGUGUAUUUGGGCUGUCUGUGCGGUGCUGUCCAUGACCAGCACUCUCUGCUACGCAGAGAUAGGGGUAGCCUUCCCAUACACUGGGGCUCACUACUAUUUUAUCAAGAGAUGCUUCGGCCCUUCCACAGCAUUCCUGAGACUUUGGACCACCUUGUUUCUGGGCCCAGGAGUAGCUGCUGGCCAAGCACUGCUACUCGCCGAGUACGGCAUUCAGCCUUUCUAUCCCAGCUGUUCUGCUCCCAAUCUACCAAAGAAAUGCCUUGCCCUGGCGGUGCUGUGGAUUGUGGGAAUUCUGAAUUCUCGUGGUGUGAAAGAGCUGUCAUGGCUUCAGACAGUGAGUACCGUGCUGAAGAUGGGCAUACUGGGCAUCAUUUCCCUCAGUGGCGUGUUCAUGCUGGUGAGAGGGAAGAAGGAGACUGCGGGAAGGCUUCAGAAUGCUUUUGAUGCAGAGUUUCCAGAGAUCUCUCAGAUUAUAGAAGCUGUCUUCCAAGGAUACUUUGCAUUUUCGGGUGGGGAAAGCCUUUCAUUUGUAGCAGGGGAGCUGAAGAAACCCAACAAAACAAUUCCUAAAUGCAUAUUUACAGCACUGCCUCUGGUAACUGUGGUGUAUUUACUGGCUAACAUUUCCUACUUGGCAGUUCUGACGCCCAGGGAAAUUCUCGCUUCAGAUGCUGUGGCUCUUACAUGGACUGACAGAGUCAUCCCCCAAUUAACAUGGACUGUUCCCUUUGCUAUUUCUGCCUCAUUGUUUAGCAACCUUGUGGUUAAUGUACUUGAGACAGCGAGAAUGGUAUAUACUGCAGGCGAGCAUGGCCAGCUGCCCUUGAUGUUUAGUACCCUUAAUGUUCACUCAUCCCCCUUCAUAGCUGUGCUUCUAAAUGUCAGUAUAGGAUCCACUGCAAUCGUCUUAACAAAUUUAAUUGAACUGAUAAAUUAUCUCUAUUUUGUUGCUUCCAUUUGGAAUAUGUUAACCAUGAUGGGAAUCCUGAAAUUGAGGUACCAGGAGCCCAAUCUACACAGACCUUAUAAGGUGUUUUUACCAUUUGUAUUCAUAGCAAUGGCCAUCAGCCUGUGCUUGGUCUUGAUUCCCCUUGUCAAGUCUCCAAAGAUGCAUUACAUCUAUGUGCUCCUCUUCCUUCUCAGUGGACUGCUGUUUUACGUGCCUUUGAUACACUUUAAAGUGAAGUUGGUUUGGUUUGAGAAGCUGACUUGCUAUCUGCAAUUACUGUUUAAUAUUUGCAUCCCUGAUGUGUCUGAUGAGCAAAUGUCAGAAGUAGGAAAUUGAAAGUAAUAGCCUUUUAUAACCACACCAUGUUCCAGAUAAAGGUUAAGUGUAGGCUAGAAUAGUAGUAGUGGCAACUCUUGAAACUGAAAUGGUGCAUACAAAAGUACCCAGGAAGUUCCUGGCUUUAAAAUGGAAAAGAAAGGGGUUGGGGAGAAGGCUCUGCUGUUAAGGGCACCAGUUGCUUUUCCAGAGGACUGGGGUUCAAUUCCAAGCCCUCAAAUGGAAGUUCACAACUAUCUGUACUUCAGUCACGGGGGAAUCCAAUGCCCUCUUCUGGAUUUUGCAGGCACUGCAUCCAUAUGGUGUACAGACAUACAUGUAGGCAAAACACCCAUGCACAUUUUUUAAAA